This is a messenger RNA of Nannospalax galili (Upper Galilee mountains blind mole rat), 5141 nucleotides long. It is a transcript of the gene Sfswap, whose product is annotated as splicing factor SWAP. Gene Ontology annotation, molecular function: RNA binding. Lineage: Eukaryota; Metazoa; Chordata; Mammalia; Rodentia; Spalacidae. Gene Ontology annotation, biological process: RNA processing; mRNA 5'-splice site recognition. Bases 2207 to 4828 code for a protein of 873 amino acids. The transcript is spliced from 19 exons. The record is from RefSeq and is a predicted model, not a curated record.
UGAUGUUGACUUGAUGGCCAGGACUGGAAAGGGGUUUUGCGGAGCCCGGGGACCCGGGGGCCUCCCUGCUCCACGUUCCCCGGCGUACGGGGGGAGGGGACGGUGAAACCGGCCCUAAGGCUCCGGCCAGAGCUGGCGCCGCGCCUGUCGCCGGAGGGAUCGACUCUGCUCCCGCAGCCCUCCGAACCCGGGCUGCCGCUGGCGACUCCGCGCGGUGGAAGCUGCCCGGGCCUCCAGCCCGCGCCGUGGGGCGGGCGCCGCUGUCCCUCGGCUCGCUGUGCGGGAGGGAGCCGGGAGCGCGCUUUUGUACCUCCGAACCGCCGCACGCUGAGGCCAUGGGUAGAAGCCUCUUUUGGACCCCGCGAGUUAGCCUGAACCGUUUCUGCCCCGGCGUCCUCUGGACGGCUUGACUUUUGGCGUCCGGCGAGCCCCUCCCCGGGAUAAUGCGACCAUAUGACCCACUGCGGUUGUGGGUGAAGUUGUCAUCAUUUGGAGGCCGGUCGACCCCGUGCGGACCCCGACCUUGUCCUUAGGAGUAGCGUUCUUAGGGCUGGUUUCACUGUCCUGUAAAAGCAGUAGGGUGGAGCUGGGUUACCUUUGUGUUGUUUCUUUUCAAAUCACACCCGCUUUAGAGAAUCAUCCUGGACGUGCCUGAAGUUGAGGGGGAGGGGCGGGGGCAGGGGAUUUCUAAAGGUGUUUGAUUUGAAAAGGAUGACAUUACAUGAUGUAGGUUGUUUGCUCCCCACUUCUCCACUCACUUUUUAGGCCCGCAUUCCUUUCCCUCCCCCCUAGGUUUAGGUAUUUGUCUUCUCAUUGAGCAAUAUUGCUUCGGGGGCCAGGACUGAAAGGCAAAACUGUGACCAACCAUUAAGCUGUGGAAUAGGUUCUCUCCAAGUGGAGGAAACUCAUCAUUUGAGACGAGUAUAACUGGAUUCUGCAAAGACCUGGAACAUGCAUGACUAUAGGGAUGACCUCUGAGCUGGCCAGAAUGGACACAUUAGUGACCAGUAGGCCUUUUGCCAUUCCUGACCUAUCCAUUUGGAGGUAGAGCUAGGAAAAAAGAACUUGUGAAGAGAGUAUUAGAAAUCAAAUCGACUCUGAUCUGGUAGUCCACUCUGCUGGAAGGUGCUAUGCUUUUGAACCACAGUUGUAGCCAGUGAUGUUAUCUGAUCCAUAAGGCUUGCUUCCCAAGGAUUCCUUAUGACAUGUACUGUUUUAGUUGGGCAAACACUGAGGUCUCAGCUCCUGUACAGUUUCCAUACCAUUCUGUGCAUGAUUUGAGCUAGGUCUCCCAAAACUGGUGGGGAGCAAACGCCACACAUGUACAUGUGAAUAUUAAUAAUCUACAUUUGUAAGUUAAGGAGGUUUACAUCAAAGUAAAACUAAUUUUGAAAAGUAAUAAAAUGCAACCGUUGGGGUUCCCUAGAAUUUUUUCUUUCUCCUGUGGUGCAUUUUUUUUUCCCCUUAAUUUGGUCCCUGUUACAAAAGUCAACAUUCAUAAAUUAGUCAGACUUUUGUCAUUCCACAUUCACUUUUGUGACCUAAAUCUGAGUAUUCAAGUUUUGCUAACUCAUUUAUAGUCUGACAGUUGUACAUUGACACUUGAACAUUGACAGCAUCUUCAUUGAAUCUUGUUAGAACAUAGCAGAAAGUUCUUCUUUUUCCUAACUCAGUAAAGUACCUGUUGGUCCUCAUGGAUGUGCCUUCAUUCUGGGAUUUGAAGUUUAAGGGAAAUACCAAUGCACCUUGUAAUAAUUUUGCCCUAUUUCCAGUGAACCUCCUUAAACUGCAUGUAUAUGUCACUGUUCCUAUGUAUGUGUGUCUCUCUACCACAUAACCCAGCACUUAUUUCCUCAGCCAAGUGGCUAGGGGCGAGCCUAGCCAAGAUUUUACCUCCAAUGGACGCAAGUUUCUUUGGUGAAGAUCUCUCCUGAGAGUUCGGGACUAGCAGGAAGAAGCGAGGAAAGUUCGCCCGUUUGGUUCUGUCGGAUAGGUAUUUAUGGACUCGGUCUGUGUGAAUGUAAGCUGUGAUAUUUAACUACGGAGAAAAAAAAUUUGCAAGUGACAUUGAAUGGUUGACCAAAACAUACAUGAUACGACGGGCGUGGUCACCUACAUGACCUCUCUGCCUACGAUGCUGAGUACGCCACAUGGAACCGAGACUACCAGCUGUCUGAAGAGGAGGCGCGGGUAGAAGCACUGUGUGAUGAAGAGAGAGGAAGAAUACAAAAGACUGAGUGAAGCACUGGCAGAAGAUGGGAACUACAGUGCCGUAGGUUUCACUUAUGGCAGUGACUAUUAUGACCCAUCAGAGCCAACGGAAGAGGAGGAACCCUCCAAACAGAGAGAAAAAAAUGAGGCUGAAAACUUGGAUGAAAAUGAAGAGCCGUUCAUUGCUCCUUUAGGAUUGAAUGUCCCAUCUGACGUGGAGCUGCCACCAACAGCCAAAAUGCAUGCUAUCAUCGAGCGCACAGCCAAUUUUGUAUGCAAGCAAGGAGCACAAUUUGAGAUAAUGCUGAAGGCCAAGCAAGCACGAAACUCACAAUUUGACUUCCUGCGCUUUGAUCACUACCUCAACCCCUACUACAAAUUCAUCCAGAAAGCUAUGAAAGAAGGACGGUACACGGCACUGGCAGAAAACAAAAGUGAGGAGAAAAAAAAGUCAGGGAUGAGCUCUGACAAUGAAGACGAAGAUGAUGAGGAAGAUGGGAGUUACCUACACCCAUCUCUCUUUGCUUCCAAGAAGAGCAACCGCCUUGAAGAGCUGAUGAAGCCCUUGAAGGUAGUGGACCCGGAUCAUCCCCUAGCAGCCCUUGUCCGUAAAGCACAGGCUGACAGCUCUGCUCCGGCCCCACCCUCUGCAGAUGGCACAACUGCACAACCUUCCCAGGUGGAGUACACCACAGACUCAACCGUGGCAGCCAUGUACUACAGCUACUACAUGUUGCCAGAUGGCACCUAUUGCCUGGCACCACCCCCACCUGGGAUCGAUGUAACCACUUACUACAGCACCCUUCCAGCCGGAGUGACCGUGUCCAGCUCACCUGGAGUGACCACCACUGCACUACCACCUUCUGGGACCACACCCCCACCACCAACCACCACCACUGAAACAAGCAGUGGGGUUACCUCCACAACCACCACCACAAGUGCGCUUGCUCCCGUGGCCAUCAUCCCCCCGCCCCCCGACAUCCAGCCUGUGAUCGAUAAACUGGCAGAAUACGUCGCUAGGAAUGGCCUUAAAUUUGAGACCAGUGUUCGAGCCAAGAACGAUCAGAGAUUUGAGUUCCUUCAGCCCUGGCACCAGUACAAUGCCUACUACGAGUUUAAGAAACAGUUCUUCCUGCAGAAAGAAGGAAGCAGUGGCAUACAGGUGGCGUCAACACCGGAAGAGGCUCCUAUGGAAACUACUGCUAAUAAGUCAAGUGAAACUGGGGAGGAUGGCACACCUGAGGAUGUGGCAGAGGCUGGGGGAAGAGGCAGUUCAAGCGGGAAGAAGGAGGCAGGAUCUAGCAAGAGCACCGUGGACGGAAAGCUGGUGAAAGCUUCAUUUGCUCCAAUAAGCUUUGCGAUCAAGGCCAAAGAAAAUGAUCUACUUCCCCUGGAAAAAAACCGAGUUAAGCUGGAUGAUGAUAGUGAAGAAGAUGAAGAAAGCAGGGAAUGCCAGGAAAGUUCAAGCAGCGUGGCCAACCCCAGCCCAGCUGCAGCCCCGCCCUGUGUGGUUGUGGAGGAGAAGAGGCCCCAGCUUACCCAGGAGGAACUGGAAGCAAAGCAAGCAAAACAAAAGCUGGAAGACCGCCUUGCAGCUGCUGCUCGGGAGAAGCUGGCUCAAGCUUCCAAGGAAUCCAAGGAGAAGCAACUUCAGGCUGAACGGAAAAGGAAAGCAGCUUUGUUUUUACAAACCCUAAAGAAUCCUCUGCCAGAAGCAGAAGUUGGAAAACUUGAGGAGAGUGCUUUCAGUGUAGAGGAAGCCAGUGCCAUGCCCUGUCCUCUGCUGGCUGGAGGCAGAACUCUGCCCACAUUAGAGGUGAGACCACCAGACAGGCCUUCAAGCAGAAGCAGAGAUCCACCAAGAGAAGAGGAGAAAGAAAAGAAAAGAAAGAAGCACAAAAAACGGUCUCGAACUAGGUCACGCUCCCCCAAGUACCAUUCGUCAUCCAAGUCCAGGUCUAGAUCUCACUCAAAAGCAAAGCACUCCCUGCCCAGUGCCUACCGGACAGUGCGGCGGUCAAGGCCCUCAGCCUCCCCAGGGACCUUGAGUGUGGAGCCUUGUCCCAGCAGCUCGGCAGUGGCAGCAGCAACACAGCAGGAGAGUUAUCAGGCAGCCUCGGCCUCGAGCAGAUUUGACUCCUGGAGCUCUUUUGAGGGGAAACCUGGUAAACCGUCAAGGUCACGCUCUCGGUCCCCUCGGAGGAGAGCUCACUCUCCAGAGAGACGACGAGAAGACAGGAGUGUCCCCACUGCCUACCGGAUGAGCAGCAGCCCCGGGGCCAGCAGGAAACGGACCCGUUCCAGAAGUCCCCACGAGAAAAAGAAGAAAAGGCGUUCUCGAUCUCGCACCAAGGCCAAGGCCCGCUCCCAGUCAACGUCCCCAAGUAAGCAGGUGGCACCGCGUCCUACAGCCCACUCAGCCCACUCAGCCAGCAUCUCUCCUGUGGAGAGCCGGGAUUCCAGCCAGGAGCGCUCCAGGGGGGUUUCUCAGGAAAAAGACGGCCAGAUCUCCUCAGCUAUCGUCUCCUCUGUGCAGAGCAAAAUAACUCAGGAUCUCAUGGCCAAAGUAAGAGCAAUGCUCGCAGCUUCCAAAAACCUGCAAACCAGCGCGUCCUAAGAUGGCAACUGCAAGGCCAGCCCUGAGCAGAGCAUUGUGUGUGGCUGCGGCCACAGAUGCUGGGUUUCGGCUCAGAACAGCCGCAUCCUAGAAGGUGGGAACUGAGCUGUGUGCAGACCUACACAUUGCUAUUCAGGUUCUCUAGUCUGACUCCCUGGGACAGUCAGUGGCUUUUGUAAAUUAAUUUUUGAUGACAUUUUCAGUUUAAGAUUUUUGACCAGCAGUCUCUUACCUGUAUAUUUGUAAAUAUAUCAUGUUUCUGUGAAAAUGUAUUAUCAAAUAAAAUGGGAGGAAAUUCCUUUUCUAGCUAGCA